AUGUUCAGUUUCCUCCCCUGCUUCAAAACUCGCCGACAACGCACCAAAUCCCAAACUCAAUCCCAAAAGCAAAUAGAGGAAAAAGCCAACGCCAUAGAAUCCCUCCCCUCAUGGCACUCCCCCACGGAAAACACCCUCCUAUUUCAAGCCUUCGAAUGGCACGUCCCCGCAACCCCCAACACCGCGGACAAGCGCAGCCACUGGCGCCGGCUCCAGCAUGCCUUACCAGCUAUCCACUCCCUCGGUGUAACCAGCAUCUGGAUACCGCCUGGAUGCAAGGGCAUGGACACAAAUGGAAAUGGGUAUGAUAUCUACGAUUUAUAUGAUCUAGGCGAAUUCGACCAGAAAGGAGCAGUGCGAACGAAAUGGGGCACGCGCGGAGAAUUAGAGGAUCUUGUUCGAGAUGCAAAUGCUCUGGGCGUAGGUGUAUUAUGGGAUGCGGUGUUGAAUCAUAAGGCUGGGGCGGAUAGCGUGGAGAGGUUCGAGGGACGAGAUAUCGAAGAUGGUAAUCCCCAACAAAUCUCCGGCUGGACGUCCUUCACCUUCCCCGGCCGCGGCACCACAUACAGCCCCCUUCAAUACCACUGGCAGCACUUCAGCGGCGUCGACUGGGACGACGCCCAACAACGCAAAGCAAUCUACAAGAUCCUCGACCCUUCCCGCCCCGACAAGAACUGGGCCCAGGACGUCGGCACAGACGAGAACGGCAACUAUGACUACCUGAUGUUCGCGGACCUGGACUUCUCACACCCGGAGGUCCGGGAGGAUGUACUGCGCUGGGGGAAGUGGAUUAUGUCUGUGUUGCCGUUGAGCGGAAUGCGGUUAGAUGCGGCGAAGCAUUUCUCGACGGCAUUUCAGAGGGACUUUAUUGAUUGUGUGCGGCAGGAGGCCGGGGACAGGAAGGUAUCUGGAGGAGAUGGAGUAUCGGGUGGCGGCGGUGGAUGUGCCGCUGGUAGAGAGGUUCUCGAGGUUGUCGAGGGUGAAGAGGGCGGAUUUGAGGGGAGUGUUGAGGGGGACGUUGGUGGAGAGCAGGCCGGGGAAUGCGUUGGUGAGUUUAUCCCAGUGAUCCAAUUCGGGGGUGGUGAGGCUGAUCAACCGGGACAAAUGCUCGAGACCAUCGUCGAGCCCUCCUUCAAACCCCUAGCCUACGCCCUAAUCCUCCUCCGCCAAGGAGGCCAUCCAUGUGUCUUCUACGGCGACCUCUACGGCACCUGCGACGGCGACCACCCGCCAACUCCCGCCUGCGAGGGCCAACUUCCGAAUCUGAUGCGUGCCCGCAAGCUGUACGCCUACGGUGAGCAGGAGGACUACUUCGACCAGCCCAACUGUAUUGGAUUCAUCCGCUACGGCAACGCCGCCCACCCCUCCGGACUGGCCUGCGUCAUGAGCAACGGCGGACCAGCCACGAAGCGCAUGUACGUGGGUCGGAAACAUGCCGGCGAGAAGUGGACGGAUCUGCUGCAGCGAGGCGGUGAUCACCCGUCUGUCACGGUGAUUGAUGAAAUGGGGUACGGGGAGUUUCCGGUUCAGAGUAUGAGGGUGAGUGUCUGGGUGGAUAGUGCGGCAGAUGGCCGAGAGGGUGUCGGGGCAGAAUUUGACGUCGAUAUCUACGGCAUUCAGGCACUAUAA
Molecule: messenger RNA, 1629 nt
Organism: Aspergillus niger
Lineage: Eukaryota; Fungi; Ascomycota; Eurotiomycetes; Eurotiales; Aspergillaceae
Exons: 8
Coding region: 1-1629 (542 amino acids)
Biological process (GO): carbohydrate metabolic process
Molecular function (GO): calcium ion binding; hydrolase activity, hydrolyzing O-glycosyl compounds
Source: RefSeq, a predicted model, not a curated record